AUGACCAAAUUCCUCUCUUUUGACCCCCUACUGUGGGCGACGGAUGAAAGCGAGAGGGGACCCGGGGACCCGGGACCCCUAGCGCCCUUCGUGCUGCUACCAGCUCCUAACGACAUCAACGCGAUGGCCGGCCGUCUUCCUCAAUAUGACUGGCUUGACCAAGUGUCCGCCCAGCCUGCCGAGCAAGAGCGGGAUUUCCAGCUGCUUUUCAAGUACGUCCAGAGCCGGCCAGAUAAACAGAACGGUCCUCUUAUCGACAAGUCCACAAACUUUAAAAGGCACUGGAUAUGGAAGCUCUGGGAAGGCCUCUGUCGUUUGUCCAAGACAGACUCGGCUCGCCCCUGGGAAGAGUUUCUUCUGGGCCGUGAUAGGGGGCUCUACGCGAUUAAGAUACGCAUCGUUCUCGACGCGCGCGAGUGCGCAAAAAUGCGAACAGUCACACAUGCCUCGACCGUUAUUAUAAUCUGGAGGGCGCUUGUUGCCGCUGCCGAUUUCCAUGUCAUGGAGGCCAUAAGGCGGGCUCAGCCAAAAAAAGCUCGUUUCUAG
Molecule: messenger RNA, 546 nt
Organism: Lasiosphaeria miniovina
Lineage: Eukaryota; Fungi; Ascomycota; Sordariomycetes; Sordariales; Lasiosphaeriaceae
Exons: 4
Coding region: 1-546 (181 amino acids)
Source: RefSeq, a predicted model, not a curated record